Messenger RNA from Aricia agestis (brown argus), 1665 nucleotides. RefSeq names its product UDP-glycosyltransferase UGT5-like. The coding region runs from base 26 to 1558 and encodes 510 amino acids. The record is from RefSeq and is a predicted model, not a curated record. Gene Ontology annotation, molecular function: UDP-glycosyltransferase activity. The transcript is spliced from 8 exons. Lineage: Eukaryota; Metazoa; Arthropoda; Insecta; Lepidoptera; Lycaenidae.
UAUCGUAGAAUCGAGCGCGCGCACCAUGCUGCUGCAUACUAUAUUAUUAUGUUCUGUAUUGUCCGCGAACGCGUACAAAUUGCUCGUAGUGUUCCCCAUACCAUCGAAAAGCCAUGGCAUUUUGGGUGAAGGUUUCGUAACACAUUUAUUGAAAGCUGGACAUGAAGUGACAUACGUAACGCCUAUACUCAUAAAGGAAUCUCCUGGAUUGCAACAAAUCGAUGUGUCUGAAAAUGCAAGAGUUCUGUCACCAGAAAUUUUCGACGUAUCUAAAGUUUUAACGAAGGAACUAAAUCUACAAGACUACGAAUUAUGGUCGGUGGUGAUGACAGAAAUCUUAAAUAUAACUUUUAAUUCUGAUAAUGUCCAACGCCUCCUGAAUGAUAAAGAUGAGAAAUUCGACGCCGUGAUCGUAGAGUGGCUGUUUACAGAACUGGGAGCUGGAUUGUCUGCUAUCUUCAAUUGUCCAUUAAUAUGGUCUUCAUCUAUGUCACCACACACAUACGUCACGUCAUUGGUAAAUGAGCACUUAAAUCCCGCAUACACACCGACACUUUUGUCGACCAAAUUUUCUUUUGACUUUUGGGACCGUGCCUUGAAUUUGUGGACCUACCUAAAGAUUUGGAAUCAUAAAAGACAGUUUGCAGAUAAAGAGACUAAGGUCUAUGAGGAAGUGUUUGGACCAGCCGCUGCUCUGAGAGGACAGAAGUUACCAGCUUUCGACGAAGUCAGAUAUAACGCCUCACUUAUGUUUGGUAAUUCCCAUGUGUCGGUGGCUGAGACUAUUGCUCUGCCACAAAACUAUAAAGACAUCGGUGGAUAUCAUAUAAAAAGAAACGUUGAUCCUUUGCCACAGAAUUUACAACAAAUUAUGGACAACUCAAGAGAUGGAGUGAUAUACUUCAGUUUGGGUAGUUUGCUUCAACCCCAGAAAAUGCCCAUAAAAAUGAAAAGGGAUCUUCUGAACUAUUUCAGUGCACUAAAACAGACAGUCAUUUGGAAGUUAGGGGAAAAUCUGACUGAUGUCCCCAAAAACGUACACUUAUUUUCUUGGGCACCUCAACAAAGUAUUUUGGCUCAUCCAAACUGCGUACUUUUUAUCACUCACGCUGGAUUACUCUCGAUUCUGGAAGCCAUAUACUUUGGGGUCCCAAUAAUUGGGUUGCCGUUCUUCGCUGAUCAGUUCGUAAAUAUUGAGAGAGCAGUAGCAAAGGGCUUUGCCAAGAGGUUGGACUUUAGUUACAAUUCACCAGUGGAACUAAACGAAGCGAUUAAAGAAAUCCUCUCUAAUACAAGUUACCGGGAUCGCGCAAAAGACUGGUCAUCUAUUUAUCACGACAAGUUGGUCUCUCCAGAAAAGGAGUUGGUGUUUUGGGUGGAACAUGUCAUCAAAACUCGUGGUGCAAAACAUCUCAGAUCAAUUGCGUUAGCAACAGAGUGGUACAAGAAAUAUUACAUGGAUUUACUAGCAUGUUCAUUACUUAGCAUUAUAGUGUUAUCUUUGGCGCUGUGUAAACUUUUACCGGUGUUUAAAAAUAAUAAAAAGAAGACUGAUUAAGCAUCAUUUGCACAUUUAUAUCGUUUGUUAUAUUGCUUUGCUGUUAUGAAUAUUUUUGUGAUAUUUCUUUUUCGUUUUAAGUUCUUAUGUUAUAUCAUUGCAAUGUA